AUGGACGAAGAGUUAAAAUGUCCUGUUUGCGGUUCUCUGUUCAAGGAGCCAAUCCUGCUGCCAUGCUCUCACAAUGUGUGUUUGGCAUGUGCUCGAAACAUCACCGUCCAAACCCCGGAGGGAGAGCCCCCGGUCCAGAACCGGGCUUCGGCCAGCUCUGACUAUGACUACCUGGACAUGGAUAAGAUGAGUCUGUACAGCGAGACGGACAGCGGCUACGGCUCCUACACGCCGUGCCAGCUCAAGUCUCCCAACGGUGUGCGGGUGUUCCCGCCGACCGUGCCGCACCGACACUGUUCCCUCACCUGCCCGCUGUGCCACCGGAGCGUCUCCCUGGACGAGCGGGGGCUCCGGGGCUUCCCGCGGAACCGGCUCCUGGAGGCCAUCGUGUCACGGUACCAGCAGAACCGCGCGGCCGCCGCCGCCGCCGCCGCCUCCAGUUCCGCGGUGAAGUGCCAGCUGUGCGACCGCAACCCCGUGGAUGCGACGGUGAUGUGCGAGCAGUGCGACGUUUUCUACUGUACCGCCUGCCAGCAGCGGUGCCACCCGUCCCGCGGCCCGCUGGCUAAACACCGCCUGGUGCCGCCGCCGCCGCCGCAGAACCAAGCGGGAGCGGCAGCAGCGGCGAGCGGAGGAAGCGGCAGCGGGGGAGCCGGCGGUCAGCAGCCUCCUGCAACCGCGCGGAAACCGGCGACGUGCGCGGAACACGAAGCGGAAAACUUCAGCAUGUAUUGCUGCAGCUGCAAGGCUCCAGUCUGCAUGAAGUGUAUGGAGGAAGGAAAGCACGGCAAGCAUGACGUCAAACCGCUGGCCGUCAUGUGGAAACAACACAAGUGCCAGCUCUCCCAGGCUCUGAACGGUGUUUCUGACAAAGCAAAAGAUGCCAAGGAGUUCCUGGUGCAACUGAAGAACAUGCUUCAGCAGAUUCAGGAAAACGGGGUGGAGUUCGAGGCCUGCCUGGUGGCUCAGUGUGAUUCUCUGAUCGAGGCUCUCACCCGGCAGAAAGCCAAACUGCUCACCAAGGUCACCAAGGAGAAGGAGUACAAGCUGAAGGUGGUGCGGGACCAGAUCACCCACUGCACCAUGAAACUGCGUCAGACCACUGGUAUGAUGGAGUUUUGUUUGGAGGUCAUCAAGGAGAACGAUCCCAGUGGCUUCCUGCAGAUCUCAGACGCUCUGAUCAAGCGGGUGACAUCGUCUCAAGAUCAGUGGGUGAAAGGGGCCCUGGAGCCGAAGGUGGGCCCCGAGUUUGACCUCACCCUGACCACCGACUCCCUGCUGCAGACCAUCCUGCAACUGGACUUUACUCAGAGCAAAGUGGAGUCGCUGCCCUCGGUACCGGUGGCUCCGCUCCUGCAGCUGGAGAAAUGCUGCACCAGGAACAACAGCGCCACUCUGGCCUGGAGGGUAACUGCGCCCUGCAGCAGCCCCAUCGAGGGCUAUGUGCUGGAGCUGGAUGACGGCAACGGAGGGCAGUACAGGGAGGUGUAUGUAGGGAAGGAGACAGUGUGCACAGUGGAUGGUCUACAUUUCAACAGCUCCUACAACGCCAGGGUCAAAGCCUAUAACUCGAUCGGCGUGGGGCCAUACAGCAAGACCGUGGUGCUGAAGACCUCUGAUGUGGCCUGGUUCACCUUUGACCCCACCUCUGCCCACCGGGACAUCGUGCUGACCAAUGAGAACCAGACAGUGUCCUGCAACAGCUACGAUGACCGUGUGGUGCUGGGGACCGCUGCUUUCUCAAAGGGCGUCCACUACUGGGAGGUCAGCAUUGAUCGCUAUGACAACCACCCUGACCCGGCGUUCGGCGUGGCAAGGAUCAACACCAUGAAAGACAUGAUGCUGGGGAAGGAUGACAAGGCCUGGGCCAUGUAUGUGGACAACAACCGCUCCUGGUUCAUGCACAACAACUCCCACACCAGCCGGGCUGAGGGAGGCAUCACUAAGGGCUCGACAGUUGGCGUCCUGCUGGAUCUGACCAAGCACACGCUGACCUUCUUCAUCAACAAGGAGCAGCACGGACCGACCGCCUUCGAGAACCUAGACGGGGUCUUCAUGCCCGCUGUUAGCCUCAACAGAAACGUCCAGGUCACCUUACUGACGGGCCUGGAGGUGCCAAAGAAUAUUAAACAGUAGGAGCUCCUUCCCCCUCUGAAGGUGGCCUGGAUACACACCAACCGUGUCAUAUGGAAGCUCACUACACUCCCUACAUGGACUCAUUCCAGUAAUGUCAGACGGGAUACCACAUUACCCCUCUCCCAGCCCCCUCAAGGUGCCCUUGGUCUUGGACACACUUCA
This is a messenger RNA of Myripristis murdjan (pinecone soldierfish), 2298 nucleotides long. RefSeq names its product tripartite motif containing 67 (gene trim67). NCBI's taxonomy places the organism in Eukaryota, Metazoa, Chordata, Actinopteri, Holocentriformes, Holocentridae. The coding region runs from base 1 to 2136 and encodes 711 amino acids. The transcript has 11 exons. Gene Ontology annotation, molecular function: protein binding; zinc ion binding. Gene Ontology annotation, cellular component: cytoplasm. The record is from RefSeq and is a predicted model, not a curated record.